This is a messenger RNA of Manis pentadactyla (Chinese pangolin), 1065 nucleotides long. RefSeq names its product NK2 homeobox 4 (gene NKX2-4). Gene Ontology annotation, biological process: regulation of transcription by RNA polymerase II; cell differentiation. Gene Ontology annotation, cellular component: nucleus. The coding region runs from base 13 to 1065 and encodes 350 amino acids. The record is from RefSeq and is a predicted model, not a curated record. Gene Ontology annotation, molecular function: RNA polymerase II cis-regulatory region sequence-specific DNA binding; DNA-binding transcription factor activity, RNA polymerase II-specific. NCBI's taxonomy places the organism in Eukaryota, Metazoa, Chordata, Mammalia, Pholidota, Manidae. The transcript has 2 exons.
GCCCGCCGAGCCAUGUCGUUGAGCCCCAAGCACACGACGCCCUUCUCCGUGUCCGACAUCCUGAGCCCCAUCGAGGAGACCUACAAGAAGUUCGGUAGCGCUAUGGACGGCGCGCCGCCCGGGUUGGGGGCGCCCCUGGGGGCCGCGGCCACCGCCUACCGCGCGCCGCCUCUCGGCUCUUCCUCGCAGGCGGCCGCGGCGGGCAUGCAGCCACCUCACGGUAUGGCGGGCCACAACGCGGCGGCGGCGGCGGCGGCGGCGGCGGCAGCGGCGGCCGCCACCUACCACAUGCCGCCGGGCGUCUCGCAGUUCCCGCACGGCGCCAUGGGCGGCUACUGCAACGGCGGCCUGGGCAACGUGGGCGAGCUGCCCGCCUACACGGACGGCAUGCGGGGCGGCGCGGCUGCCGCGGCCACCGGAUGGUACGGCGCCAACCCGGACCCGCGCUACUCGUCAAUCUCUAGGUUCAUGGGGCCGUCGGCAGGCGUGAACGUGGCCGGCAUGGGGUCGCUGACGGGGAUCGCGGACGCCGCCAAGUCGCUGGCGCCGCUGCACGUAGCAGCGGCCGCGGCGCCGCGAAGGAAGCGCCGCGUGCUCUUCUCGCAGGCUCAGGUCUACGAGCUGGAGCGGCGCUUCAAGCAGCAGAAGUACCUGUCGGCGCCUGAGCGCGAGCACCUGGCUAGUAUGAUCCACCUGACGCCGACGCAGGUGAAGAUCUGGUUCCAGAACCAUCGCUACAAGAUGAAGCGGCAGGCCAAGGACAAGGCAGCGCAGCAGCUGCAGCAGGAGGGCGGCCUGGGCCCGCCGCCCCCGCCCCCGUCCCCGCGCCGCGUGGCGGUGCCCGUGCUGGUUAAGGACGGCAAGCCCUGCCAGAACGGCGCGGGCACGCAGACGCCCGGCCCGCAACCGGCCGCCCCGACGCCCGCGCCCGAGCUCGAGGAGCUGUCUCCCAGCCCGCCCGCGCUGCAUGGCCCGGGGGGCGGCCUGACGGCCCUGGACGCGGCCGCGGGGGACUACGGCAGCGGGGUGCUCGGCGCCAACCUGCUCUACGGCAGGACGUGGUGA